Molecule: messenger RNA, 1640 nt
Organism: Drosophila teissieri
Lineage: Eukaryota; Metazoa; Arthropoda; Insecta; Diptera; Drosophilidae
Gene: Drep3
Exons: 4
Coding region: 186-1007 (273 amino acids)
Biological process (GO): apoptotic process; regulation of apoptotic process
Source: RefSeq, a predicted model, not a curated record
AGCAGCAGUUCGACUGCACACUGUACUGCAUGUUUGAUGCCAAGUCGCGCUAUUAAGCCAGUAGCCGAUAUAGUGCAAAUACGCACAGGCUUGCCGGCCAUUAAACCAAUUAUAGCCAGCCAGCCACACGUAGUGCAGCAAGGAGUCCAGACAAGACGUACCAACUCUCGCGACGAGAUAAAUAGAUGACAGCGAUGAAUGCGGAUGAGACAAAGCAGGCUGGAAUGCCUCAAGGAGCUGAGGAGAAGCAGGAGCCGGAGAAGGAGCCGGAGAAGGAGAAUGAGAAGGAGGACAAGCAGGCGAGCGAUAGAGCAGCGUCUGCAGAGGGGCAGUGUGAUCCAGAGACCAGAAUAGUGGCUCCUCCGCCCAGGCAGCGGACUCUGACAAGGACGGCCGAGCUGGACGCGGACUGCGAGGACAUCGAGCUGGAAGCCGACGAUGCCGUGGACGAUGCGGCGGAUAGCAUCACCUUGGAGUUGGCCCUAUCGCCGCACAGCAGCACCACGCCCACGCCCUCGCCCACCACCGCCGACGAGGACUUCGCCCAGCUGGACAACAGCAAGCCCUUCAAGAUCAAGGACAUCACGAGGAACAUCCGCAAGGCUGUUGUGGCCACAACGCUGUCGGAGUUGCGAGCGAAGGUGUCGCUGAAAUUCGAGCGGUCUGAGCCGGCGAUACACCUGGAUUGCGAUGGCACCGAGGUCGACGAUGAGGAGUACUUCAGCACUCUGGAGCCAAAUGCCGAAUUGAUUGCCGUCUUUCCCGGCGAGCAGUGGCGCGACCCCAGCGACUACAAUGCCAAUCUGCGUCGCACAUCGCUGGAUGCACAGCGUCUGCGGAAGCUGGUGAGCAAACUGCAGCCGAACUAUAUGAACGAUGAUGACUUGGACAAGCUGUCGAACAUGGAUCCCAACUCCCUGAUGGAUAUCACGGGUCGGGAGCCCAAGGACAACGAGUACUCAGCCAGGAGCGAUGCCGCCCGGCUGUCUACGGAAUUGUCUUGCUAAGGGGAAUCAACGCGUUCCCUCAACGAAUUAAUGUAGCUUAGGAAACGUGUGAAUUGGGAUGUAUAUAGGGAAUUUGUACGAGUUUAUAUGGCUAGACGGAGUAUUUUUGGAAAAGUUUUGAUGACGGCACUUGAUGCGACCGGUAUUUGGAUGGUUGUACGCUGGGGUUUUAACUCGCUAACCGUAGAUCUGAAAGUUGUGUAUUUUUCGAGCCCACAUUGUCGUAGAGCAACUCACCCCGAAUGUCUAUCAUUCAGCCAGCCGCUAAUUGUUCCUAGACCAAUAUCCGUGUUUGAGCCACAACGUGGAGUGCCUUAAAGGCCGAUCUCCACUCUUGGAUUACCUUGUCCUCACCUCACCUCACUCAGCGGACGAUUGACGAUCUGCAGAGUAGAUUUUAUCUAGGCGAAUAGAUAUAAAACAUAGUACUACGAGUAUAUAUUUUCCAUAGCAGAAUCCUUGUGAAUGUCACACGAAUACCAAUACCAAUACCAAUACCAAUAUUAGGGAGCAACUAGAACUUGAUGUUACUGAAUCUCAAUUAAAUGAAUUACUCGUACCUAGAAUUAAACGAAUUCACCCUAGGUGCACAAAAGGGUUUUUGCCUGUUUUUUGUAUUUAUGCUGCAUCAUU